Molecule: messenger RNA, 1763 nt
Organism: Conger conger (European conger)
Lineage: Eukaryota; Metazoa; Chordata; Actinopteri; Anguilliformes; Congridae
Gene: gltpd2b
Product: glycolipid transfer protein domain containing 2b
Exons: 4
Coding region: 475-1500 (341 amino acids)
Biological process (GO): ceramide transport; intermembrane lipid transfer
Cellular component (GO): cytoplasm; cytosol; membrane
Molecular function (GO): ceramide 1-phosphate transfer activity; ceramide 1-phosphate binding
Source: RefSeq, a predicted model, not a curated record
ACAUAAUGGUGCAUUUAACCUGUGGGUUACUACAGGGCAGACUGCCUUAUCAGAGACACAAUGACUGACCUCAGCUAAUCUCUGGACUCUUCAGUUGAGCAAGAAAUACGGAAACUAUUGACAGGUGGGCAAAAUAAGAGUGGUAGAAGCCAGAGUGGUUUAGGAAAGAAAGACCAGGGAGAAGUGUGAGAAGGCAAGAGACACAAAGAAGGGGCAAGGAGAAUCAGGUGAGAGGGAACUUGAAAUAUAAGAAGCAAGUAAAGAAAGAAUAAAAGUUGCAUGAUGUGUUUACAGUCCUGCUGAAGUGUAACCAGGAAGUAAAAGAGAGAGCACAGUUUGCUGUCAGAGACAGAGUGAGAGUAAGAAAAAGAAAGUAAGAGCAAGAAAGAGCAGCAUAAUGAAUAAAUAGAGGGAGAAAAGAGAACAUCAAGCAAGGAGAAGAGAAGGGAGUGGACCCAGAGGACACACACAACAAUGACCACCAUGGGAAUAAAAACCAAGGCAGCUGUGGCCAUCGUGAUUCUACUGCUGUUCCUUGGCUCAAUGUGGCUCCAGGGAGGCUUGGAGAAUCAGUGGCGUGCCUGUGUGAAAGGUUUUCCUCAGGAACAGAAGCCUGUCAUUAUCACUAUACUCAAUGACACAGACACAGACAGCAGGGGAGGCACUGACAUCGUCCCAUUGGGUGAGUGCCCUGGUCAAGAUUUCCAGGUGUCACGGCUGCUGGCCCAACUACUGGCUGCCAAAGCACCCCCCUCUGAUGUCCUUCUACAACCUUACCUCUCCAGCUGGGAUGAACUCAUCAAGUUCAUGGAGGCUCUGGGCCCAAUGGUGGGCCUCAUCUCUAAGGAGAUUGAGGGAAAAACCUCCAUCAUCCGUCAGCUGGCCAGAGAGGAUGCUGACAGACAGAUGGAAAGAGUACAGGAAGAGGAAGUGAGAGAGGGAAAGGACCACAUCCACGGUAACACAGACGGAAGGGGAGAUGGGAAGGUCGAGGAGAGGCUGGGACCACAGACCACCAUUCCUGUGAAGGCAGAGGGCAAAGAGGUUGCCAGAGAGGAGCUGGGCUUUGGCGAAUCUUACCUCUCUGUUCGCUCUAUGAUACGGGUGGAGCUGAGCCAAGGCACGGUGAACUUUGUGAAGCAGACGGACUCCGGCUGCCGCACACUUUUGAGGCUGCACCGUGCCCUGCUGUGGCUCCAGCUCUUCCUGAAGAGGCUGGCGGAGAAACCUCUGCCCGGGGUGAGGCUUCAGAGCCCCUCUGAGCUGUGCAGUGAGGCCUACAAGCAGACCCUGGCACACCACCACCCCUGGGUGGUCCGCCAGGCUGCCGAGUUUGCCUUCCUUGCCAUGCCUAAGCGAGGGUUCUUCUUCAGGCUGGUGUGCGCGCAGAAUCAGGAAGAGGCAGCAUCUGUGCUAAACAGGGUGGUCAGGGCCAUUGGGGAGGUAUACCAGAGGACCCAGCAUGCACUGGAAGAGCAAGGCAUGUUGGACUUGCCUUAGAGAAGGAAGUUGGGCAAUUGUGGAUACAAUUUUAACAAAGGGCCAAAACAACUACUAACGUAGUACAAGUGGGAAAGUAAUUGUAUACAGUACCUGUACUGCAAGUUGCUAUGAAAUUGGCUACAGCAGAUUCCUCCACCAGGGGGAGCGCUGUUCAACAGCAGUCAAUGAGUAUUUUUUCUAGUCUAUGGAUGAAAUACAGUAAGCAUGGGCCAGGGGUUAUAUUGAUUUAAAAAAAACUAAAAAACACGCAAGCUGAAUAU